AUGAACCAGAAGGAAUAUUCACCAUUAAUAGAGUCGUCAGAAACCGGCUCCAAAGACUGCCUCCAAGCAGACAAGUAUCAACUAUACAAGAGGCGAUGGUAUAUUCUCUCUGUGUAUACAGCAAUCGUUUUGAUUUGCAACUUGACUUUAAAUACGUGGGCACCUAUAUCUGAACCUUGUAAGAUUAUUUUUGGAUGGGAAAACUGGCAGGUUAUCUUUAUAGUUAAUUGGACUCCACUGUGUAUGCUCGUAAGUGCUGGACCGUCUAUAUGGAUGAUGGAUAAAAAAGGUCUGAGAGCUUCAGUCAUAUUAUGCACUUUCCUACUGACUGCUGGCAAAGUAUUCCAAGUUAUUCCAUCCAGUGAUCCACUAACAAGAACCAUCCUGUUAAACAUUGGUCAAUGCAUCUCUAUGUUGAGCACUCCUGUCGGACUAGGAGCACCUCCAUCGAUCUCCGCUACGUGGUUCCCUCCAAAGGAGCGCACAACUGCGACAGCUAUCUCGACGCUGUUCGCCUACUUAGGGGUAGCUUGUGCGUUUGUUGUUGGUCCCUAUCUUGUACCUAUUACUAAAAGAGUACACAUCGGCAGUGUCGAUGUUGCUUUCACUAACCACACGGUAUAUGACAUAGAAACAAUGACCACGAACCUAUCUGAGUACAUGGGCAUUCAGUUAGGUAUAAGUGCACUUUUAUUGGUCUGUGUGUUGGUGUAUUUUCCCGACAAGCCACCUUUGCCUCCCUGUGCGACAUCAAGCGACAGGGUACACGAAUCUAAACAAGAAUUCAAGACUUUGAUAUCUGAUUACCGUUUUCUUUAUCUGGGGUUUCUUUUUGGCAUUAGUUUUGGGAUCUACUUUGGGUGGCUUGGGUUGUUAGCUUUAGCUGUUCGACCAUUCGGGAUUAGCGAGUCUUUGGCUGCUUGGAUUGGAACUGCUUCUGUGGUGGCUGGGAUCUUCUCUGGUAUCAUUAUUGCCAGGUGA
This is a messenger RNA of Actinia tenebrosa (Australian red waratah sea anemone), 981 nucleotides long. RefSeq names its product solute carrier family 49 member 4-like. NCBI's taxonomy places the organism in Eukaryota, Metazoa, Cnidaria, Anthozoa, Actiniaria, Actiniidae. The record is from RefSeq and is a predicted model, not a curated record. Gene Ontology annotation, cellular component: membrane; intracellular membrane-bounded organelle.